AUGACACGCAGGGUAUCGAUUUAUGGUAAUCAAGAAAGUAAACUUAUUAUUCUUGCAUCACAAGGACCAAUUGAGCUUGUUCGUAUUAUGCGUUCUUAUGAUUAUGAAAAAUUACUUUGGACAACAUCAAGAGUAUUAAAAGUUUUGUCAGUAUGCUCCAGUAAUAAACCAGCAAUUGUUGAAGCUGGUGGUAUGCAAGCACUUGCAAUGCACUUGGGUAAUCCAAGUCAAAGGCUUGUCCAAAAUUGUCUUUGGACUUUACGAAAUCUUUCUGAUGCUGGUACAAAAGUUGAUGGACUUGAAGGAUUACUAUCUGGGCUUGUUCAAGUACUUGCUUCUCAAGAUGUCAAUGUUGUUACAUGUGCAGCUGGAAUUCUUUCAAAUUUGACAUGUAAUAAUCAACGCAAUAAGAUUUCGAAGGAAAGAGGCCAAGGAUGUCUAGAUCUCGAUCAAGUAUUUGGAUAUUGCCCAUCAGUGUUUCGUGACUAA
This is a messenger RNA of Aphidius gifuensis, 489 nucleotides long. RefSeq names its product armadillo segment polarity protein-like. Bases 1 to 489 code for a protein of 162 amino acids. Gene Ontology annotation, molecular function: cadherin binding; protein phosphatase binding; transcription coactivator activity. The record is from RefSeq and is a predicted model, not a curated record. The transcript is spliced from 4 exons. Gene Ontology annotation, biological process: cell adhesion; positive regulation of transcription by RNA polymerase II. Gene Ontology annotation, cellular component: catenin complex; adherens junction. Lineage: Eukaryota; Metazoa; Arthropoda; Insecta; Hymenoptera; Braconidae.